CUCGGUAUAAAACGCGUGGGUUUUCCAUUGCGGAUACAGUUUAUGGUGGACUGUCUACCAGCUCCGUUCUCUUCAGAGUAAAAUAUACUCGGACAGGUGCUAUGAUUGCGGUUGAGUCGGGGACGAUUUUGCCCCUGGCUGACUCCACUACCAAUCAACCUAUACCGUCACUAGGAGAGGAGGCUGAUUUUGGUGGUGCAUCGUUAUCAGACUCAUGGUUCAACACCACUGCAUAUGGAUCUAUCAGCUUUGACGACCUUAUGGCCUCCCUGUCAGGGGACAUAAUCUCAUCAGAGAGCGAUAACCUUCUGGAUGCUGAUGGCUCAUUCGCUGAAGGUGGAGCUACUCCGGUUCCUUUUACCUCCCCAGAGUCUCCUGCCUCAUCAUCUUCAAGUGACAGUGGAAGUGACCGGCGACAGAGUAACCCCAUUCCUCGUCACAAGCGGCCUUCACACAAACGUGCAGAGCUCAAACGCCGAGAUAAGAUCAAGACUCGACUGGAAGACUUGAAGAUACAAGUGCCAUCGUUGGCAGACAAGGGGAAGAUGAGCGAAUCAAUCAUUCUGACAAAAGCGGCGGAAUACUGUCGGCACCUUAAGGCCGAUCGCGAGAGGUACACGACGGAAGCAGGAAGCCUCCGCCGGGAAAUAGAGUCCCUGAGCAGAGAAAUUCACUCAUUUCAAGAACGACUUCCAGCUGCAGGGUUGAAAGUCGAAGAACCAGAUCGCAUCUCUCUUGACCAAAUGUACAACGACUAUGUUGCCUCCCGUGUCAAGACAAACUGGAAGUUCUGGAUUUUCAGCUUUCUGGUUCGGCCACUGUUUGAUUCCUUCAAGACACUGGUGUCCACAAACGAUUCCAAAUCAUUCUUGGCCACCUUAGGAGACUGGACUAUCAACAGAGCAAGUCUGUCCAAUCUUCGAAAGAUAAUGCUGGAAAGUGUGCUGCGUAUCAGCAAGGAAACAAGGAUCAUGACGGCACCAGAAGAACUGCCUAUGGAAGCCCUCGCCAGCUUGUCACAGCAGUCUACUCCUGCUUCAUCCCCAUCAUGACAUCACUUGUUUCUUCUACACUCCCUUGUAUAUAGUUGAUGUGCCCUGUAAAGCUAAGAUCAGUGAGUCCUUGUUUGGCUUCAGUACUGUACACCAUUCAGUGUUGUUGACUGUAGAUAAUGUGCUGAUUUCCUGUUUUCCCUUCAUUUUAGUAUCAGCUGGCAGACUAUAGAAACAUGCUUUAUAUUGUUUAUUGGGGCAUGAAGAAAUCUGCAGAGGGGAUUUUGUUUUGGUUUGAAAUGUGUUUAAAAGUGCUUUUAGAUUGUGAACAAGCAAACACCAGUGUCAAUCAUUGUUACCUUCCAUUUGGCCAAAGGACUUAAAAUCAUCAAGGAAAAUUGAAAAUAUGCAGCUGGUCAACAGUUAAGAGCCUGGAAACACUUUGUGAUAUUUAUUGGUAAAUGCAUGUCUGUACAACUUGGACUCACUGGGAGGGCAUUUUGUGGAACCUUUUUCCUGUUCCAACUCUUGGGUAUGGCAGAUGCUCAAGUAUGGCAAGACAUAGUGUAUAGAUGUUGAAUAUGCCGUUGAGUGGUUCAUUCUGUUUAUGUAUUCAUACUGUACAGUGCAUGUUUUUUGUUCCCUUGCCAUCAUAGUCUGUGCUUCACACACGUCUGGCCUUCACAGUGACGUUCAUCUGGCAUAGAUGACUAUUCGUAUAUUGGGGAUGUAUCAGGCUAUUUUUCCUGUGAGCAUCUAGACUAGGAGAGAUGUCUCAUCACUACUGUGUCCAUGUGAUUCCUCUUUAAUUUAUCCAUUUUUUUGUUGUUGUGCAUGUUUGUGUUUGUUUUCUCUCCUAUGAAGCUGAGUGAGUUACUAUUUUGCUAACAUGAAUUUCUCAUUCUAGCAAAUAAUCUGUUGUGCACUUUCUUUCCAAAAAAAAAAACCCCCCAAACAUUUUGUUUUUGUCAGUUUAAAAGUUUGUAUGUGCAUCCUCAAGAGUACGAAUAGGCAUCUGGCAGAUGAAAUACCUGUAGAGGCAAGUGUUUGAAGUAUGAUUAACCCCUGCCCCAUCCCAUACCCCUCCUCCUCCAUUGGCACCAAACAUUGUGUUCAUAUAUGCUGAUUAUAAUUAUUAAUAAUUUUGCUAUCAGAAAAUGGACAGUAACUUUCUCCUGUCAGCAGGGUUUUUAUUAUUAUUAUUAUUUUGCUCCCUUCCCAGUCUAUUUUGCUCAGUCCAUUAGGCAGCAAUAUGUAAGCCAUUUGUCUAGUAAAGUUGGAUCAUUGUUUCAACACUAGUUGGCUUAGGACAGAGCUCAAAAACCGUUUGGGUAUCAAUAUGCAUAUUGGGGAGCAGGUCUUAUUGAAACAUUCAUUUUCACCGGUCUUUUGCAGCUUAGCCAUACAUAAAUGAGCCGCAUUCAUAGCAUUUCCACUUCAUUCCCUGUUGACUUAGUGUGCUGGUGGUGAACAUUUUUUUUUUUUUUAUCUUUCUAUGCAUGCUGCUUAAAAAUUUAAUUGGUUUUUAUGUGGUAAUGAAGACAUAUGUAGCCAUAUGACCAUUUGAAGUGCAGGCUAAAUCUUUAGGGCUUUUUAAAAUUACAUUCUCUCAGAUUUGAUAUUCUCCCCUGAGAAUUGUAUAUCAAGCUUUCUUGCUUUCCUUUGAAUAGAAAUCAUAAAAGCUUUUAGAAAAAGUCACAUUUUAAAAAUUCAUUUAAUAGCUAUUUAUUUAACAACCACUUUGAGCUAAAUGACCAGUUUGUCUUGAGUUUUUGAAAGGCCAUUUAUUUUCUGCAUUUUUUAACCCCACCUCUAUUCAUCAACAUCAUGUUUAAAUAAAAUGAUUGCUGGAUUUAUUUAAACAGUGAGGUCAUGGUGUCUCCAUUAUAAAACAGUAUUUUGUGGUGUGACACUCCUUGCCAUGAUCUCUACCUUUUAGUGUCAGACAUGUAUGGCCUUGAUGGGGUUAACGAACUACUUUGGGAUAGAAGUUUACUUGCUGAUUUGUGAUAAUUGUUGUAGGUCUUGAGAUUAUUGUUAGCAUAAUCUGGAAUUUGUAAGUUAAAAACUGGUCAAGAUUCUCCAAAUAAGAGAUCAAAUGAAUGUGCUCUGGGCAAACUUGGUUUGAAAAUUAUAAGAUUGGAAAGAAACUUUUUGUUUUUUUUGUACCCAUUCUUUUUUGGACUAAUAGGCAGGGUAAGCCUAAUACAUUUUUUAAAAAUUCACUUUUUCGAAACUGUCUUUUGAGCAUGAAACAGCCAUCGUUUUUGUUUCUUAAGAGCUGUUAUUAUUUUGAGCAAACAAGCCAUGAUUUUAUUUUUAGGGUAUAAUACAUGUGGCAGGUCUUGGUUUUAGAUGAAACACUUUGUAGGUUCAAAGAAGAAUGCAGUUCGUGACCUCAGCCAUAAAAUUGCCUCCACUUAUCACCAUCUCAUCCCCACCCCUCCUCCCUCAGCUGUGCUUAUUAAAUAUUGCAGCUGAAGAUUAUCUUUUUUAUAUUGUGCCAAAAGUGCAUAUACAACACCUGAAUGUGGGUAUUUGCCAUGCUUGCACAAGGGUUGGUAUGAAAUACUGUUGUGUACAACAAAUGUAUCUUGAUUGAAGAUAUGUUGAUACUUAUGAUAGUACAUCGUACUGUCAUUUAUCAAACUAGAUUCUGAUUGAACUAGUUGUUUUGGUGUGACCUUGACCAAAAAAAAAAAAAAAAAAACAACCCAAAGUAUGUGUAUGAAUAAAGGUCGCUGAAAAUUGC
This is a messenger RNA of Pomacea canaliculata, 3744 nucleotides long. RefSeq names its product MLX-interacting protein-like. The record is from RefSeq and is a predicted model, not a curated record. Gene Ontology annotation, cellular component: nucleus. Lineage: Eukaryota; Metazoa; Mollusca; Gastropoda; Architaenioglossa; Ampullariidae. The transcript is spliced from 7 exons. The coding region runs from base 102 to 1052 and encodes 316 amino acids. Gene Ontology annotation, molecular function: DNA-binding transcription factor activity, RNA polymerase II-specific; protein dimerization activity; RNA polymerase II cis-regulatory region sequence-specific DNA binding. Gene Ontology annotation, biological process: regulation of transcription by RNA polymerase II.